Jatropha curcas is the source of this 1968-nucleotide messenger RNA. RefSeq names its product MBOAT (membrane bound O-acyl transferase) family protein. Gene Ontology annotation, cellular component: endoplasmic reticulum. Gene Ontology annotation, molecular function: acyltransferase activity. NCBI's taxonomy places the organism in Eukaryota, Viridiplantae, Streptophyta, Magnoliopsida, Malpighiales, Euphorbiaceae. The record is from RefSeq and is a predicted model, not a curated record.
CUGCUCAAAUCUCUUCAAACUUCAAUUGCCUAGCGGAGCAGAGUGGUGUUCCAAAUUCAAUAGAUCAUCAUAAAAUAGUAACUGUGGUGGUUGGCGGCGGAGAUGAAGAAGGAAUGGAAGCGAAGAGAGCUGACCAUUUUGGUGGCCUAUGCCAUUGCUUUCUACAUUUUCAUCAUCCGUCGAUCUCUUCAACUCUCUCACGAUCAUCAAGUAAAGCUCUAUGGUUUACGCGCCGGAUGGCUCCUCCCUAACAGUUUCAAUGAUAUCUCCGAUGCUCAAUGGAGAAACUUUCGCGGAAAUUUACCUAUUCUUGGUGUCGUUUUUGGAAUUUUCGCUUUGUUAGCCAAUUUGUUAAGGGCUUUCUUGUGUUUGAAGGCAAAAGGAAUGUCCUUUGUUUGGCUUUUCAUUUCUUUGGCGUACUUGUCAUAUCUUCAUGGAGCUUGCAUCAUUUUUAUCCUGUCUAUUGCAUCAGUUAAUUUUCUUCUAGUAAAGAUAUUUGCACGAACUAAGUACUUCUUAUUCGUGCUUUGGGCUUACAACAUAUUUUUUCUUCUGUGCAAUCGUAUUUAUGAAGGAUAUUCAUUCUCCUUUUUUGGGCAAAGAUGGUCAUAUUUGGACAACUUUCGAGGCACCUUUAGGUGGCAAAUCUGCUUUAAUUUUGUUGUUUUGCGCAUGAUAAGCUUUGGAUGUGAUUACCAUUGGGCACGUCAAUAUUCUCAUUUUGAUCAGAAGAGGCACGUUCAACAUUGUCGUAUCUGCAAGUCCGGAAGAACAUGCUACCAAUUUCUACAGGAGACAAGUGCCCCAAAUGAUAAUUUCUCCUUUAAUAUAUACCUUUCUUAUUUGGUAUAUGCUCCUCUUUAUAUUGCUGGGCCAAUUAUAAGCUUCAACGCUUAUGUCUCACAGUUAGAUAUGCCCCAGAAGAAUUAUGCAGCCCAUGAUGUGUUUUGGUAUGGAUUACGUUGGAUAUUGAGCUUUUUUCUAAUAGAACUUUUGACUCAUCUGUUUCAUUACAAUGCUUUUGCAAUCAGUGGCCUUUGGAAAUUUUUAUCUCCUGUGGAUAUAUUCAUCAUAGGAUAUGGGGUCUUAAACUUUAUGUGGCUAAAGUUUUACCUCAUUUGGCGAUAUUUCCGCUUCUGGUCACUGAUUUGUGGCAUUGAAACUCCUGAGAACAUGCCAAGGUGUAUUAAUAAUUGCUACAACUUGGAGAACUUUUGGAAAAGUUGGCAUGCUUCAUACAAUAAAUGGCUUGUGAGGUACAUGUAUAUUCCUCUUGGGGGAACUCGGAGAAAGCUGCUGAAUAUAUGGGUUAUAUUCACAUUUGUUGCUGUCUGGCAUGAUCUUGAGUGGAAACUUCUUUCAUGGGCAUGGUUGACAUGUUUAUUCUUUAUUCCUGAAAUGGUGGUCAAAUCAGCAGCGAAUGCAUUACAGGCAGAAAGUGCUUUUGGGGAGUUUCUUUUCCGUGAACUUCGGGCAGUUGCUGGUGCUAUUACUAUCACAUGUCUAAUGGUUGCAAACCUUGUUGGGUAUGUUAUUGGACCAUCAGGUAUUAAUUGGUUCACUUCACAAUUUCUCACUAGAGAAGGAUUACCAGUACUGGGUGGUAUGUUUGUAACAUUUUAUGUUGGGACAAAGCUUAUGUUCCAUAUCGAUGAUGCCAAGCAAAAGAAGCAUUAAAUUGAGUUGCCUGGUUCUAUCAUAGAUCUGCCAGAAGUGGGCUUCAGUUCAAAGUCAGAAGGAAAGCAUGUCUACAAAAGUAGGAUAGAUGACCUUAUAGUACUGCAACAGAUUGAGUCUCUAUUCUAAGUUCACGUGGCUAGUUGAGUGUAUAUUUUUCUUUGACAAAAUAAGAAACUCAAUUUUUUUGAAGACUUGCACAGCAUUGAUUCUUUUUAUUCAUUAAUUCAGAAACUGUACUCACUAUCAUUGGACAAAUUGGACUCUCUCGAGAUUAAGGCCUACUACCAA